GUGAUGGGCUGGGGAGAAGGCUGUAGAGGGCGGAAACGUCGGAGUCUUAUCUCAAAACUGUUAUAAUAACCCAAGCCUCUCUUCGUCCCUCCAAACAGAACAACAACUAUUUUCCUCCACUCGUACACCACCCCUAUCCAGUCAGGAAAAGCCAACACAACCUUUGCCUAUCGACCACUAUUUUAAGGAUCCCCCACCCAAAUAGCCACUUGUCUCUCCUCUUUCUCCUCUUAAAGGCAAUUCCGGCAAAACCCAUCAGCCAUCCGGCAUUCCCGAGGUGAAAAUGGCGCAGAUUUUGGCACCCUCUACCCAAUGGCAGAUGAGAAUUACCAAGAACCCCGCAAAUGCAAGCCCCUUGACAGCAAAGAUGUGGAGUUCUCUGUUAUUGAAACAGAACAAGAAAGGGUCAUAUAAAAGCUCAGCUAAGUUUCAGGUUUUUGCUCUGAAGUCUGAUAACAGCACUAUCAACAGGCUAGAAAAUCUACUAGAUUUGGACGUCACCCCGUAUACUGACAAAAUCAUUGCUGAGUACAUUUGGAUUGGAGGAUCCGGGAUUGAUCUGCGUAGCAAGUCAAGGACAAUAGCCAAGCCUGUUGAACAUCCAUCUGAGCUCCCCAAGUGGAAUUAUGAUGGAUCAAGUACUGGUCAAGCACCGGGUGAAGAUAGUGAAGUAAUUCUAUACCCUCAAGCAAUUUUUAAGGACCCUUUUCGUGGUGGUAACAAUAUCUUGGUAAUUUGUGAUACAUACACGCCAGCAGGCGAGCCUAUCCCAACAAACAAACGCCACAAGGCUGCUGAGAUCUUCAGUAGCAAGAAGGUUGCAGGUGAAGUUCCAUGGUAUGGGAUUGAGCAAGAGUACACCUUACUUCAAACAAACGUGAAAUGGCCAUUAGGUUGGCCUGUUGGAGGCUAUCCUGGUCCUCAGGGUCCUUACUACUGUGCUGCAGGGGCAGACAAGUCAUUUGGCCGUGACAUAUCAGAUGCUCAUUACAAAGCUUGCUUAUAUGCCGGAAUUAACAUCAGUGGGACCAAUGGAGAGGUUAUGCCUGGCCAGUGGGAGUAUCAAGUAGGGCCUAGCGUGGGAAUUGAAGCUGGUGAUCAUGUUUGGUGUUCAAGAUACAUUCUUGAGAGAAUCACUGAACAGGCUGGUGUUGUUCUCUCACUUGAUCCAAAACCAAUAGAGGGCGAUUGGAAUGGUGCAGGAUGCCACACCAAUUACAGUACAAAGAGCAUGAGAGAGGAUGGAGGCUUUGAAGUUAUAAAGAAGGCAAUUUUGAAUCUGUCACUUCGCCACAAAGAGCAUAUCAGUGCCUACGGAGAAGGAAAUGAGAGAAGGUUAACGGGAAAGCAUGAAACAGCCAGCAUUAACACAUUUUCUUGGGGAGUGGCUAAUCGUGGUUGCUCGAUCCGUGUUGGACGUGAAACUGAGCAGAAAGGCAAAGGGUACUUGGAAGAUCGGCGUCCAGCUUCAAACAUGGACCCUUACAUUGUGACCUCACUACUGGCAGAAACUACAAUAUUAUGGGAGCCAACACUGGAGGCUGAAGCUCUGGCUGCUCAGAAGCUGGCAUUGAAUAUUUAAAGUGGAUUGGUUCAACAUUACCCUGAAGGCAUUCAGAAGGAAAUCACUGGAAAUUAGUUAGCAGGAAGCUUUUUGCCUUCUAGACUUGUUAGAGCAGAGAUCUGUUGUAAAUAAGGGGUCUCGAAGUGAGUACUAAUCUUUCAUGCCCAAGCUUGUAGAAUAGUUUCUCAGAUGGAAGACGUCCUGCCCACCAGAAUUUCAUCAUGAACACAUUUGACAGCUUUUGUGCAUUUUACUUCGGAUUUGUGCAUGCACCUUAAAUGUUCUCAACCUCAGUUCUUCAAUAAUGACAUUUUAUGGCCAUUUUACUCUA
Messenger RNA from Alnus glutinosa, 1895 nucleotides. Its product is annotated as glutamine synthetase leaf isozyme, chloroplastic. The coding region runs from base 284 to 1582 and encodes 432 amino acids. Lineage: Eukaryota; Viridiplantae; Streptophyta; Magnoliopsida; Fagales; Betulaceae. Gene Ontology annotation, molecular function: glutamine synthetase activity. The transcript is spliced from 14 exons. Gene Ontology annotation, cellular component: cytoplasm. The record is from RefSeq and is a predicted model, not a curated record.